Molecule: messenger RNA, 720 nt
Organism: Histoplasma capsulatum G186AR
Lineage: Eukaryota; Fungi; Ascomycota; Eurotiomycetes; Onygenales; Ajellomycetaceae
Product: protein kinase
Exons: 5
Coding region: 1-720 (239 amino acids)
Source: RefSeq, a predicted model, not a curated record
AUGCUUCAUAAUGCUCCCUCCACAACAUCUAAGAUGGACGUUUCCGCUAUGUCUUUUACACGAGGUGGGCCGGUUGCAACGAGAACAGCGAUGAUGUCCCAGUACCCCGAAGAUAGCAACACCGUUGAUCUUGGCCAUUUUGCAAAAACCGACCGUGAGGAGGAGGAUGAUGUUGACGAGCUUGCUGAGCCUUGCGAGAAAUACAAUAUCAGAGAAACUCCCCAUGUGUUUUGUCCAGUUCGCAUCGGGGAAACCAUAAACUUGGCCAAGGAGGGUCGUCCACAGUCUGGAUGGCCUAUGAUCUUCAAAAGUAAGAGGGAUGUGGCUCUCAAAUCAAUGUCCACUCGCAUGUCUGCUUCUCACCAGCUGCUUGAGGCCUUGGAAAGCCUACACAAGGGUGGAAUCGUUCAUCGCGGCGGGCUACAAAAUACAGGCUUCUCGGUCGGCCGCUCAAGUGAGCCAUCCCACAUGACGCAGGACUUUGGAAACCAGGAGAAGACCCGCGGUAGUUGGUAUGGCCCUGAUACCAAGCCACAUCCUAAAUUCCUACUUUCGGCAAUCAAAGCACGCGCGCAUCCCGAAUCAGACCCUAUUGAACGACAACAUAUACUUCCUAUCAUGACUCUAGGAUUCAGUUGCCAUCCCCGGAAGCGGCCAACCGCUACCCAGCUUCUGCAGGAUAGUUCAUUCAGAGCUAUCAUGGAGAAGUACUGUCAUUGA